AGUGACCCUGCUCGCUCUGCUUUUCUCUUACAGUUUGCUCAGAUCAAGUUUUGCUCUUCUGGGUUUUUACUGUCGAGUCACACUAGUGACCGAAGAAGGAAACCUCGGUGAAAAGUUGACGAAUGCUGUGAGGACAGCAAUGGAGACCACAGACCAAGUCACUGAGGGUUCCCCUCUGAAGUCGACAGAAGAGGAGGCAGGAACGAUCACAGCAUCGUCAGAAGCAGAACUCAAGAAGAAAAGUUGCAAGGAAGUCUUGGGUUUUUCUAAAAUGACCCACUGGAGAACAGGGGUCUUCUUCCUCUCCCUCUUCCUCUGCCUCACCGUAGUGUUUGCCUUCUCCUUCAUCAUCCCCUGCCCUGAAAGACCCCAGUAUAAUAUUUCCUGGAGCAGAAAUUUCUCUGAAGCAGCAACAUACGACUUCCUUGCUAUUGACAAUGCGAACAGCGACAAGGUGAUGGAUGUCCUUUUUGUCCUGAAAAGCGCAGAAAUUUCUCCAAACAAAACAUGUGUUGAUGCAGGCUUGCCUUCCCCGUGUCUGUUCAUGGUGGCGCUGGACGGCACAAAAGGACAGACGCUGUGGGAGAAGCCGCUGAAUGCGGGGUUCCACUGGGCCCAGUGUGGCCUGCAAACACAGACCUGGCAUUGUCUGUUGUCCCAUUCAGACACCCUGACAGCUAUAGACAAAAACACUGGUAAUAUGAUCUGGCAGCAGCUUCAGCCUACUGGCCUCUUGAGCUCCCUUCCUGUCCUCAGCGUCCCAGAUCUGGAUGGGGAUGAUGUCAGCGACGUGGUGCUGGUGGCGUCAGACGACACGCAGACUCAGCUGAUAUUGCUCUCUGGAAAGACUGGAGCUCAGAUCGGUUCCACUGUGAUCAUUGACUCCUUUGCUGCUAAUGAUCAUCUUCUCCACCAAAUUAAAGACGGUUCCUACUAUGUGCUGUUACAGAAUGCCUCUGGGUUGUACGCACUGGCUCUGUGGAGGAUUGCGGCCAAAGCCAAGGUAGAGCCCGAGCCGAGUCUGAAGAAGAGCACGGUCUUUGAGAAAAACGCCAGCGCCACAACCGGCCUCGUACCCAUCUCCCAGUCUAAGGGAGGACGUUUGCUCAGAUUUAUGGACUCAGACGUUUCCUCAGACCUUGUUGUUUCGUCUGACAGCGAGGUAACUGUAUUUGAUGGGAGCUCUUUAGAGGAAAGAUGGAAAUUCAGCACCACAUCAACCAUUGGAAAGCCCUCCUUCGGUCACUUUAACAAUGAUAAUGUCCUCGAUCUGGUGAUUGAAGACGAUGUCGGUAACUCCACUAAAAGGAUAACCAUCCUGGAUGGGCGGACCGGGGGUUUGCUGUGGGACAUCCACAGUUUGGCCAGCGCCAACUCACCCAGACCCGACGCUGUGCACACCACCAACUCCUUCUCUGUUUUUAUGUUUUGGGGCUUGGUUGCAUCAGAGUCCAACUCAUCUGAACCGUUAGGCCGUGACCGAUGCUCCUACAUGCUGUAUCCCCUCCGUCCCAACUAUCUGCUCGAAUGCACCAACAUCACAGACCACAUCGUGACAUUUAAAGCCACUCUGAUGGAGCGUGGACGUCACGCCGCCUAUUUCCUCCUGAUGGGCCCAGAGAAGGAAGGAACCCAAGGAACCGUGGUCCUUUUCAAGCAGAAGCUGAAGGAGGACGUUCACUCAUGCAGAGUGCUCCGUACGAAACCCAGCGGAGAGCCGCAUAGCGACGACGACAUCAAAGAAGUCUUUAACCGACUCCGCUUCAGCAGCGACUGGUGAAAAGGAACCCUGCUGUGUGUGGCUUUGUUUUUAUGUCUCUAAAAUAAAAGCAUUUACUCUAGUUUUUAGCUACUGAAAGCCAAAGAAAAUCAUUUUCUGAAGACACUGUUAAUUUUACUUUAACUUAAAUGUUCUUCCUGAAGUGGACAGAACAUUCAGGCUUAGAUGUCCAUUCAUGAUCCAAUCAAAAACUUUAAAAAGCUGCUGCUCUGCACAGAUUGCCCUAAACCUGCUAAAAAAAAAACACGUCUGCCUCCUCUGUGGUUAGUUAGUGAAACCAGGCAUCCUCAAAGAGGCUGAAAGCCUGGAGCUUCAUUUAGAUCUGUUAAAGUAACACUUAUUUUUAUCACAUUAGUUGUUUUUUCUCUGAUCACAGCAGCCUUAAAUGAGUCAUUAAAGGCUAAAACACUAAUUCAUCUGUUACGGAUAAACGGUAAAGGAACUGACCACAGUUGGGGAGCGGAAGUGUUUUUGAUGCUGCUGCAAAAUGAUACUUAAAAUCCAAAAAAACCACUAAGAAACCAUAUUUAUGUGAAAGUGUCAAAAACUUGUCAUUAAUGUUGGUUAUUUGCUGAAUCCAAGAUGCUGGAACUUUUUAGAUUUUUUGUUUUUGUUUUUUUGACCUAGUUCUGGUAUUAAAGUGAUGCUUAAUUAAGAUCUCGGCUCACAUCCGAUCUUAGACGAAGCCAAGCCUUUAAAAUCUGGGAAGCUGAGCUCCAGUAUUUUUCUAUUACAUAUUUAAAUACACAUUAAACUGUAAUUUACUUUUUCUGCUGUAAGGUUUCAGUCAGGUUUCUCCUCCCAGGGAAUAAAAUGAAUGCGUACGUAGACAGAAAAGGUGUGGCUGUAAAUGUAUAUAUUUUUCUUUAAUAUAUUGAGCUUUCUGAGCCGACCUAAUUGAGGCGACUUUUUGUAUUUGAUGAAAUGUUUGGAUUUGAGAAAUAACUUUUUUUUUUUUUUGU
This is a messenger RNA of Cyprinodon variegatus (sheepshead minnow), 2742 nucleotides long. RefSeq names its product family with sequence similarity 234 member A (gene fam234a). The coding region runs from base 140 to 1780 and encodes 546 amino acids. The transcript has 12 exons. Gene Ontology annotation, molecular function: protein binding. NCBI's taxonomy places the organism in Eukaryota, Metazoa, Chordata, Actinopteri, Cyprinodontiformes, Cyprinodontidae. The record is from RefSeq and is a predicted model, not a curated record.